Molecule: messenger RNA, 1967 nt
Organism: Pseudo-nitzschia multistriata
Lineage: Eukaryota; Bacillariophyta; Bacillariophyceae; Bacillariales; Bacillariaceae
Source: the annotation of a GenBank genome assembly
CGUGUUCACCAUCCCGAAAAAUGACGAGACGAUGAAUUUCGGCCAUUUCACUUCGACUAGCAGGUCGAGCCUUCAACGACUUCAUCACUUUUGCUCUUUAGAAUAAGAUAAAAGAACCUACAAUUAUGAGCAGCGACGAAGACGACUCAGUAUUUACCGAAGACAUGGACUACCGCGCAGUCUACCUGGGAUGGAAUGAUGAGCUCGCCCAUAAAGAGGAUGAUGACGACGAGAUGGGAAUGUUCGAUGAAGCGUUCAACGAAACCAUCGACAGGGAAACACACCUACAAAAUGUGCGCAAGGUUACUUCUCUGCUCCAGAAUUCGUCUAAAUUUCCGGCACCUGUCCGCCGCCAGAUAAAGCAUUCCCUAAAAUCAUUCCUCUUUCAAGUGGAAGAAUCACUCCGAAUGUGCCUCGAUUUCAAUGUGGAGGACGAAAUGAUGCAUAACUACGGAGGCAGGGUCGAUCACUUAUACKYGGAUACGGACGUACAGGACGAGGAUAGCAACGAAAUGUGGACGGAGGAUCAACUCACGACCGCCAUUGACUACUUCCCGCGUGUUCUGAAGAUAAGGAGGCCMAGCAACCUUGAUGAAAUGCCGAAGACACCAAUCCUGGCCGCUUGCGGAUAUCUAGAUACAAUUUCCGGAUUCCCUGUCCCACAUCAGAUGAAGAGAUCKGACUCACCAUUACCAGUUUCCUUUGUMCCUCUGCUGGCAAAGUUGGCAAUCAAACACAAGACCUUUGACGAGACCUUGCGGGGAGGACUUUUGACAAAUCAGUCUUCCGAUCGACUUUUUGUACUGCGCCACUUGGUGAGGUGUGGAGUGAACUGCCUUCCAAAUCGCAAUCCAGAUCUCACUCCAAACAUUGACCAUGAGYMCGACGAGGAUGACUUCUUCGAGCCCGCAGACUACGACUUAGUUAUCAACACCGAGAAAAGUUAUCUGAAUGUUCUCAAACAACUGCGAGAAAUGAAUCUAUUCCGUAAAGAAGACAUCCAAGAAUUCGAUCUCUUAAGGGAUUCGUUAAUGUGCAACGAACCGAACUUGCUCGAGAUGAACUUUUCCAUUUUWAAAUAUUUGGUGAAAUGGGAUCCAGAGGCACUGAAGCAUUCUCUCCACUCAGAACAUCCUGUCCUGCACCGAUGYAUUCACAACGAGCAUAUUGUUUUACUGGGCUUGGAGGAGGAUCCGAGGUUCGAAGCGGCGCUCCAUGCAGGAUUACGCUAUUUUCCACAAGAGAUCGGCUUUUAUUUUCACACCACAACAUUCAACAAUUGCUAUGGAUAUCCCUACCGGGAAAAUCCCCAUCACUUCGGAUACAAUUUAGAGGAUCUGCAGGAAAAGUUGAAAGAAAUACAACGCAAGAGGAGCAAAAAGAGAGAAGCAGGAAAAUGUAAAUUKUCCUUGCCGUCAAGAGAAACCCUGCUGUCGGCUGCGACAGACGAUGCGAUCCACCUGGACAGUCUCUAUGAGCAAUUGUGUCACGACCCCGYAUUGAUUAGAAUACUACAGGAAACGACCAUGGAGGAGUGGGCCCAUUAUGUUGACAACCAAACUUUUUGCACUGGCAAGGGCAGCAGCAAUGGCACGAGCGASAAGGAAGAGGCACCGAAUGGCAACAAUCGAUGCGUGAAGCAUACGGGAGAGGACCCACAGAGCAUGGCGCGGAACGAGGAAGAAGCUACGACAACRAAGRGGGAAGCCGAACCGGGGCCAAAAAGGCAGAAGACRCUUAUAGAAUKUUGGCAGCGGCCUUGACAACAGCGCCUUUUGGAUUGGACAGAUACAAUCCUUUGCCACUCACUAUACUAAUCGUCAUUCGAAUGAGUGUUUUUAAAUGUAGAUUGAUUUUGGASCGAAGUACAYGAAGUGUGUACACUUGUUUCUCUUCAGAARUUGACGUCAGUACAUACACMGUUCAUACGAUGAAGWGUCAYUGGAGACUAAAUUGAUAUGUGCUGA